GAAAGAAGCAAAGAAACAAAGGAGUGAUAGGAAGGAAGGGAGGAAGGAAAGAAAGCAGAAAGGAGGAGAGAAAGCAGCUUCCAGAAACAGGCCUCGGCCAGGAGCCCAGCACAGCGACACAGGACGACUCGAUGCUGUGCAGUAUGCGGCCCAGCUCACCCAGACCUUCUGGUCCGGGCAGUGAGGACGCAGCGGUCACCGGGACUCAAGGCCAGCGCACGGCGGUGACAGAGGACAGACUUGCAACCGAGACUCCCUGCAGGUCCGGGAUGAUGGGGGCUGUGGGACAGCAACAACGGGGGGCCGGCGGGCGGACCUACACUCCGUCCUUCAGUUCACGGUCACCCAGCACGCAGUCCCCAGAAGGCCACUGUGGGGCCCGCCUCGCCCUGCAAGGGUCAUGGCCUUCCCUGCUUUCCCACCAGCUGUACCGGUGGCCCCCAGGCUGCCUGCACCACUCCUUGGCCUCCAGCACCCUGGUCACCCUCCUCACCCUCCUCCUCCAGCUGCCUAGCACGUCAUCCAUGCACCAAGUCCAACAGCAUCAACUGGUGCCCGAGUUCCAGCUGGCUGUGUCCCUGUGGCUCCAACACCGAAAAGAAAUAAACCUCUCUAGACUUGUCUGCCACCAGGCCACCAGAAGCUUCUCCUCGGAGGCUGUGAAGUGUGGGACGGGCGACAGGCUGCGGCCACCUGCGCCGGCUGCGCGCGGCCCCCGAGUGUGGGACGGGCGACAGGCUGCGGCCACCCGCGCCGGCUGCUCGUCCCGGAGGGAAGCGGGGCCGCCACCUCCCGGCGCCGCGGCCGAGCCCCUCCUGACGCCGGGAGGCCGAGGCCGGGCUGCGCGGGGGGUUGUGGCCGCUGCGGGCCUCCCCGUUCGGGGGGCGGGAGCCCAGGGACUCCCGUGUCUGGUGAACAGUGUUCACCCAGAAUGUCGAUUCCAUCUGGAAAUACAGGAGGAAGAGACAAAAUGUGCAGAGCUUCUGAGGACUCAGACAGACAAACACAAAGCCUGCGCCGGCGUCUGGGACAACAUCACGUGCUGGCGGCCGGCGGAUGUAGGCGAGACCGUCACGGUGCCCUGUCCGAGAGUGUUCAGCAACUUUUACAGCAAACCCGGAAACAUAAGCAAGAACUGCACAAGUGAUGGGUGGUCAGAGAUGUUUCCAGAUUUCAUAGACGCGUGCGGGUAUAAUGACCCUGAGGACGAGAGCAAGAUCACGUUUUACGUUCUGGUGAAAGCCAUUUACACGCUGGGCUACAGUGUCUCCCUGAUUUCGCUUACAACCGGAAGCAUAAUUCUUUGUCUCUUCAGCCCCGACCAGCCAUCCUCCUGGGUCGGCUGCAAGCUGAGCCUGGUGCUCUUCCAGUACUGCAUCAUGGCGAACUUCUACUGGCUGCUGGUGGAGGGGCUGUACCUGCACACCCUCCUGGUGGCCAUAUUCUCGCCCGGCCGACGCUUCGUAGCCUAUCUCCUCAUCGGGUGGGGCAUCCCCACCAUCUGCACAGGUGCGUGGACUGCGGCCAGGCUCUCCUUAGAAGACACAGGUUGCUGGGAUACCAAUGACCACAGUGUUCCCUGGUGGCUUAUACGAACACCAAUUUUAGUAUCUAUUAUAGUCAAUUUUGUCCUUUUUGUUAGUAUCAUACGAAUCUUACUCCAGAAGCUGACAUCCCCAGACAUUGGCGGCAAUGACCAGUCACAGUAUAAGAGGCUGACCAAGUCCACUCUGCUGCUCAUCCCCCUGUUCGGGGUGCACUACAUGGUGUUUGCUGUGUUCCCCAUUGGCAUCUCCACCAAGUACCAGAUACUGUUUGAAUUGUGCAUCGGAUCAUUUCAGGGCCUGGUGGUGGCGGUUCUCUACUGUUUUCUCAACAGUGAAGUGCAGAGCGAGCUGAAGAGGAAGUGGCGGGGCUGGUGCCCGAGCCGGCCCUGCGGCCAGGACUACCGGCUCCACGGCUUGUCCGUCUCGAGGAACGGCUCAGAAAGCGCCCUGCAGCUCCACCGGGGCUCCCGCGCCGCGUCCUUCCUGCAGACAGAGACCUCGGUCAUCUAGUGUGCCACCACGCACCCCGCCCUGCCUGCAGAGAGAGACCGCGGUCAUCCAGUGUGCCUCCACACUGCAGAUGGACUCCCCAGAGCCCUUGGGACUCCCCUGGCAGGAGCAGCCCACAGAAAAGUCCUUGGUAACCUGAUAGAGCUGGCCUCUGCUUAUCCCCUCGGGGGACUGGGUUACAUUGUAACUGGGAUUAAAUCUGGUUAGUGUUAAACUCCAGCAUGUAGGUAAUUUUGCUCAUAAUGUUGUUUGGCAGAACUGACCCAUUUUCAAAGAGAAUAGGGAGAUGGAGAUGGUCCUUGACCAGAACUUGGGUCCAACCAUUAUGGAAGGAAAACAAGAGAUUUUCUAAUCUUGAUGCCAGUUCUGGGCAGGAGGCAUGGGCCUGACCUGGGGACUGGGCCCUCCCUCUGCAUGACCCCCACCAUGACCCCCACCACCGGCCGGUCCCCAUUUGGGCACGCCCUCUUGUCUGCAGAAGCCUGCUUAGAUUUCCGGGAGGCCGGCCAGCCCAAGUGGAGCCGCCCCUGCUGGGUGCCCCAGGGCCCCCUCUCCUACCGGCCGGCCCAAGGAGAAUGCAGAGCAGGUGCCAGAGGGUCACAGCAGGGGUGAGAGUGAGGAGAAGGUGCCAAAGGGUCACAGUGGGAGUGGUGUGCCGCCCCUCAAGGGCGUCUGUGCUUAUGAGGGCCCGCAACCAGCAACCAGACUUCAUGAGGCCACUUCAGGCCUCUUCCCCCAAAAGCAGUGAGAAGCCUGGGUGACCUGUGGCCGGGCUUGUAGGACCUGGUCAUUGGGGCGACAAAGACACUAGGCAUUUUAUCUGGUGGUUGCAGAAACCUAUUCUCCUUUUAAUGAAAAUCAUCUGAAAGUCAUUUCUGUUUAAAUGGAGAAUUAUUCUGUGUAAACAA
This is a messenger RNA of Suricata suricatta (meerkat), 2965 nucleotides long. It is a transcript of the gene VIPR2, whose product is annotated as vasoactive intestinal peptide receptor 2. The record is from RefSeq and is a predicted model, not a curated record. Lineage: Eukaryota; Metazoa; Chordata; Mammalia; Carnivora; Herpestidae. The transcript has 19 exons. Gene Ontology annotation, cellular component: plasma membrane. Gene Ontology annotation, molecular function: vasoactive intestinal polypeptide receptor activity; peptide hormone binding; G protein-coupled peptide receptor activity. Bases 132 to 2057 code for a protein of 641 amino acids. Gene Ontology annotation, biological process: adenylate cyclase-modulating G protein-coupled receptor signaling pathway; cell surface receptor signaling pathway.